CAGAGGGCGUUGCCAAUGCAGUCCAACCAUUAUCACUCGGCGGAGAAGAAGAAACUUCAAUAGGGAAACCAUUAACACGGAAAAAGUUCUAAAAUGAGAGUUUUCAACUUGCUGCUGAUUGGAGUUUUGAUUGCGUUGUGUGUCAGCGCGGAAUCGGUGGGUGCUCACCCUCCUCCUAGCGACGAGCCACCAAGUCCCCCAUGCACAACAACAACGCCACCCUGUACUACACCAAGGCCUCCUUGUACAACAACACCACCACCCUGUACUACACCAAGACCCCCAUGUACAACAACAAGGCCACCCUGUACUACACCAAGGCCCCCAUGUACAACAACAAGGCCACCCUGCACCACACCAAAACCCCCAUGCACAACAACAAGGCCACCCUGUACUACACCAAGGCCUCCAUGUACAACAACACCAGCACCCUGUACUACACCAAGGCCUCCAUGUACAACAACAAGGCCACCCUGUACUACACCAAGGCCCCCAUGUACAACAACAAGGCCACCCUGCACCACACCAAGGCCGCCAUGCACAACAACAAGGCCACCCUGUACUACACCAAGGCCCCCAUGUACAACAACAAGGCCACCCUGUACUACACCAAGACCCCCAUGUACAACAACAAGGCCACCCUGUACUACACCAAGGCCCCCAUGUACAACAACACCACCACCCUGUACUACACCAAGACCCCCAUGUACAACAACAAGGCCACCAUGUACAACAACACCGACUCCAUGUACGGAACCAACCACCACUCCGUGCCCCACACCAGCCCCAGCGAAGGCCCCCGCCUCACACGAUAAAGGCAACGCCGGCAACAACGCAAAUACUAAUACUGGCAAAAACUCAAAUACCAACACUGGCAA
Messenger RNA from Drosophila pseudoobscura, 878 nucleotides. RefSeq lists its product as uncharacterized. The transcript has 2 exons. Lineage: Eukaryota; Metazoa; Arthropoda; Insecta; Diptera; Drosophilidae. The coding region runs from base 201 to 815 and encodes 204 amino acids. The record is from RefSeq and is a predicted model, not a curated record.